Molecule: messenger RNA, 619 nt
Organism: Suillus discolor
Lineage: Eukaryota; Fungi; Basidiomycota; Agaricomycetes; Boletales; Suillaceae
Exons: 3
Coding region: 337-564 (75 amino acids)
Source: RefSeq, a predicted model, not a curated record
CACUCGACCUCCAAGCUCAAGACCCAUCCCCUACACCCGUGGUUAGAUGCACCUCCCACCCUCAGAAACGUAUCAUCACGCACCCAAAAACUAUAGACGUUUCUCCUCACGGACCUUUCAUCUCCCGACGGCAUCAUAACACAUACCUUCAAAAAAUCAAUCGUGAACCGUGCGAUGAUGGAUGUAGCGUUCGCUGGCAAACCAGGUCAAGGUGAAGUGGAGGAAUGGAUGCGCAGGAUGGGCUUUAGGGAGGUUUGGAAUUACAAAUAUUGAUGUAUCAUGUGGACGGGAGCGGCUGGUCGAGUCGGUUCAAUAGACUCGUGACGAUUAAUUCGGAUGUGUUCAAGUUUACGGUGUACCCUGAAUGGUGCAUUUACUUUACUUUUGUCUCGUAUUUCAAUUCUUGACGUUCUCCUUUCUCCUUCCUGUUCAAUCCCUACCCAAAAAGGUUCACCCAACGUCCCUAACGUGUAUUAUAGUGAGUGUAUAAACCGUCUCCUGCUCCAGGUGCCACCAUUCCAGGGACACUACCAUAGCUAUACUCAACAAAAACUCAUAACUUGAAUGCGCUUUCAAUCACAUUCUUACAGUCCUGUGACAGGACUUUGCAUUCCUCCCG